AGCGCAUAGAAUUACGUAUACUACCAUCUUUGUUGAAACUCCGCUCGAGCGACGCUUACGGUUCGAUCUACUUUUUCUCGUUUGGUUGGACUUCGAAUGAACUAUCGCGAGGCUUAGUGAGGCGGUAGGGCUUUUUCUUGAAAAGUCAUGCGCACUGUGCACGUUUCGUGCUAUCCGGGAUCCCAUUGAGCACACACGUUGUCCCCAAGUCAGUUGCACAGCAGACCGAAGAUGGCGGAUGUACAAAUGAACUCUGCGAAAAAGCAGAAGAAGAAGGAAAAGACAGUUGCUGUUGAAGACGUUGGGGAUAUUCAGGAGAGUGGAGAUUUCCUCAUCAAACCAGAGUCCAAAGUUGCUAGUCUGGACACGUCUCAAUGGCCUUUGCUGCUGAAAAAUUUUGACAAACUCAACAUCAGGACAGCUCACUACACACCCUUGCCAAAUGGCUCCAACCCUCUGAAGAGGAACAUUCAGGACUAUGUCAGGACCGGCUUCAUCAACUUGGACAAGCCUGCCAAUCCCUCCUCUCAUGAGGUGGUGGCCUGGAUCCGACGAAUCCUGCGAGUGGAGAAGACUGGCCACAGUGGCACCCUGGACCCCAAAGUGACAGGCUGCCUCAUUGUGUGUGUGGACAGAGCCACACGACUUGUCAAGUCCCAGCAGAGUGCAGGCAAAGAGUAUGUGGGAAUUGUUCGGCUGCACAAUGCUAUUGAGAAUGAGCACACACUUGCUAGGGGUAUUGAAACCCUUACAGGAGCUUUGUUCCAGCGACCACCACUCAUCGCAGCUGUUAAGCGGCAGUUGAGAGUUAGGACCAUUUAUGAAAGCAAACUCAUUGAGUACGACCCAGAGAGGAGAUUGGGUAUUUUCUGGGUGAGCUGUGAGGCUGGGACCUACAUCAGGACCCUGUGUGUCCACCUGGGGCUCCUCCUGGGUGUUGGUGGUCAGAUGCAGGAGCUGAGGAGAGUUCGCUCUGGUGUUCUGGGAGAGAGGGACAAUUUGGUGACCAUGCACGAUGUGCUAGAUGCUCAGUGGCAGUAUGACCACAACAAGGACGAGACGUACCUUCGCAGAGUCAUCUACCCACUGGAAAAGCUUCUAAUAUCUCACAAACGUCUGGUCAUGAAAGACAGUGCAGUGAAUGCGAUCUGCUAUGGAGCAAAGAUCAUGCUGCCUGGUGUCCUGCGAUAUGAGGACGGCAUUGAGAUCAACCAGGAUAUUGUGGUUAUAACGACCAAAGGAGAGGCCAUUUGUAUAGCUACUGCCCUCAUGACGACUGCAGUGAUCUCCACAUGUGACCAUGGGGUGGUGGCCAAGAUCAAGAGAGUCAUCAUGGAACGAGACACCUACCCCCGCAAGUGGGGCUUAGGCCCAAAGGCCAGCCAGAAGAAGAUGAUGAUCCAGAAGGGUCUGCUGGACAAACAUGGCAAAGCCAACGGCAGCACUCCAUCAAACUGGAAGGAGGGCUACGUAGAUUACAGUGCGUCCAAAUCCAAGGCUGAUGGAAAUGGUGAAGCAAAGAGGAAGCGUGAAGACAGUGACAGUGAUGCAGCAGCUCCCUCGGCUCCUUCCACUCCGUCGGCAGAAGAGAAGAAAGAGAAGAAGAAGAGAAAGAAGGAAAAGAAGCAGGAACUAGAAGCGGAUACGGAGCCAGCAGCAGAGACAGAUGGAGAGGUUGGGGAGAGUGCCAAGAAGAAGAAGAAGAAGAAGAAAAAAGAAGGAAGCAGAGUGAAAAGCUUAUGAAGCACAUGGACAAUGAAAGGACCAUAGAAUGAGUGCCUGGUGAUAUUUACUUAACAGAUGCAAUGGGCGCUGAAGAGGCAGCAGGCAGAGCAAGAACCCAGAGUUUUAAACUUUUUUGUUAAUCAAGUCUGUCCGGAAUGGCCGCACAUGGCCCACAUGGAUAAUCAUAAGGGGCUUGGACUAGGUAAGGCUUGUGAUCACGUGGUUAAUGGUUGCCAUCUCAACCACCACAGUAUGACCAUGUUUUUGUACUCAUGACGGUGACAUUUAGUUUUUACAUGUUUUAAGUACUCCCUGUGUUGACAGCCGUAUUCUCUGUGUACCUCUACAUGAAAUGCGAUCAGAUUUUUUAUUUUAUAUUGUACUGUAAAUACAGAAACCAACUGAUCAUAAAUUGUAAUUUGAAAUUAAUAUGCUUUUUUGUAA
Molecule: messenger RNA, 2169 nt
Organism: Salmo salar (Atlantic salmon)
Lineage: Eukaryota; Metazoa; Chordata; Actinopteri; Salmoniformes; Salmonidae
Product: H/ACA ribonucleoprotein complex subunit DKC1
Biological process (GO): box H/ACA sno(s)RNA 3'-end processing; mRNA pseudouridine synthesis; rRNA pseudouridine synthesis
Cellular component (GO): box H/ACA snoRNP complex
Molecular function (GO): RNA binding; pseudouridine synthase activity
Source: RefSeq, a predicted model, not a curated record